This is a messenger RNA of Oncorhynchus kisutch (coho salmon), 3535 nucleotides long. RefSeq names its product SR-related and CTD-associated factor 4-like. Gene Ontology annotation, molecular function: RNA polymerase II C-terminal domain phosphoserine binding; RNA binding. Bases 188 to 3115 code for a protein of 975 amino acids. The record is from RefSeq and is a predicted model, not a curated record. Gene Ontology annotation, biological process: negative regulation of termination of RNA polymerase II transcription, poly(A)-coupled. Gene Ontology annotation, cellular component: nucleus. NCBI's taxonomy places the organism in Eukaryota, Metazoa, Chordata, Actinopteri, Salmoniformes, Salmonidae. The transcript has 14 exons.
GGCUCUAUCUUGGGUUAGUUCUCCAAAUCUUUGUUUUGGUCAUACCUGUUAUCGACAAGCGGAGACACGGGUUAGCAACGAGAGCUGAUGUUUGCUACGAAUAUAUAAACACAGCUAGCUAGCUAAAUCACCACGCAUUACUCACUUAUAAGGAUAAUUGAUCGGCACAUCAACAAAUAAGUAAAGUAUGGAUUCCGUCAACGCUUUCAACUUGGAGUUAUUCGCCAUGAUUGACAUGAAGCCUCCAAUAUCGCGAGCAAAGAUGAUGUCAGUCACUAAAUCAGCAAUAAAGGCUAUCAAGCUAUACAAGCAUGUCGUCCAGAUUGUGGAGAAGUUCAUCAAGAAGUGCAAGCCAGAGCUGAAGGUUCCUGGCCUAUACGUGGUGGAUUCCAUAGUCCGACAGUCCCGACACCAGUUUGGAGUGGACAAGGAUGUCUAUGGACCAAGGUUCCAAAAGAACUUCACCCCGACCUUCCAGAACCUCUACCUCUGUCCACACGAUGACAAGAGUAAGAUCAUCCGUGUUCUCAACCUGUGGCAGAAGAACGCUGUGUUUGAGAUGGAUGUCGUCCAGCCCCUGUUGGAUAUGGCUACUGGCUCUUUCGUCCUUGCUCCCUCCCCCCAGGAGGACCUCCGGGCCCAGCCCCCAGUCUCCAGUGCCUCCAUAGCAGCAGCCCAGCACCAGGCCCCUGUCUCCAUAGCAGCAGCCCAGCUCCAGCCCCCUGUCUCCAUAGCAGCAACCCAGCACCAGCCCCCUGUCUCCAUAGCAGCAGCAGUCCAGCACCUGGCCCAGCCCCCUGUCUCCAUAGCAGCAGCAGCCCAGCCCUCUGUCUCCAUAGCAGCAGCAGCCCAGCACCUGGCCCAGCCCCCUGUCUCCAUAGCAGCAGCAGCCCAGCCCCCUGUCUCCAUAGCAGCAGCCCUGCCCCAGCUCCCAUCACAGCUUCGGAACCCUGAGGCUCUGGCGGCUGUGGCUCAGCUCUUCCAGUCUGGACAGGGACACGAGCUUCAGAAGAUACUUCUGAGGUUCCAGCCAGGGCAGCAGACCACCACUCUGGUUCCCAACACCAUGGCGGACGAGACUCAAACUACUGUUCCCAACACCUUGUCUGACCAGACCCACUCACAGAGGGUCCAAGGCCAGCAUAACACACACCAUCCACUGUUCAACACACACCACACACAUCCUGCAGAGCAGAAUAACUCACUAGCUAAGAAACUACUGGACCGUUUUGAUUACGACGACGAACCAGAAGAAGUGAAGAAAGAGGAAUUGGAUUCCCUUGUUCCGGGAAACGUUUACGGUGGCCAGUUUCCUGGUCAAGCGCCGCCCAACAUGGAGCAGCAAUUUCAGGGUCAUAUGAUGGGCCAGCCUGGGAGGCAGCAGACACCUGGUGAAGGAUACCCUGGUCUGAACAAGGGCUACAACCAGAGCCAGCACACUGCCCAGCAGAACCAGGACCAGGGAAACCCCAGAGAGAGAGAAGAUCCGUCUGGGAGGAGGGAUGGGAGGGAGGGGAGGCAGCGCGGCCACGGCAGGAGGUCACGCUCCAGGUCUGGCUCUCGAUCUCCCAGGAGAAAGAGAUCCAGGUCCAACUCUCGCUCCCGGAAGCCCCGACAUUCCUCCCAGGGCUCCGGGUCCCGCUCCAGGGAGAGUCGCUGGAACUCUCCUCGUUCCCGCUCGCAGGAGAGGAAGGAGAGAGAGAAGGACAAAGACCGUAGACAAAAAGGUCUGCCCAGCAUCAAGAGCCAGACACUCAGUGUUUGCACCACGACUCUGUGGGUGGGCCAGCUAGACAAGAAGACUUCUCGGCAGGACGUCAUGUGUUUACUAGAGGAGUUUGGGCAGAUUGACUCCAUUAAUAUGAUCCCUCCUCGGGGAUGUGCCUACAUAGUGAUGGUCCACAGGCAGGAUGCCUACAGAGCUCUGCACAAACUCGGCAGGGGAUCCUUCAAGGUCAACCAGAAGGCUAUCAAGAUUGCGUGGGCCUUGAACAAGGGUAUAAAGGCGACCCAUAAGAAGUUCUGGGACGUGGAGCGAGGCGUCACCUACAUCCCCUGGAGCAAGGUGAAGAUGGAGGAGUUGGAUGGCUACAGGGAGGGAGGCAUGCUGGACGCAGACACACUCUGUCCAGAAUGGGGAGAUGACGUGAAGGAGCUGACUAAACCAGGAGGACUGAACAACGGAGGAGGAGUGGAUGCCAUGGAAACCGAGGGAGCUGCCACCGCCCACGUACAGGUGCCUCCAGUCCAGCCAAUAGGGUCAAUGGGUGGUCCCUCUGGAUUCCCUGGCCCUCCCCCCUCCCUCACCCCCGGUGGACCCCCUCUCUUCCUGCCCGCUGGCUUCAACCCCACACAGCCUCCAGGUUUCCCUCAUCCAGUAGUGGGUGGACCAGGGAGCACCAAAGAUGACUCUGGAUCUAAAGACAAGGCUGGAGGGAGUGGUGGCCUCUCAGACACUCCAGACAUCCAGCUGGGACCUCCAGGCCCAGGCGGACCAGGGGCCUUGAUGAGUCCUCCAGGCCCAGCAGUGUUACUGGGUCCCAGGCCGGCCAUGCAGCCUCGUCCGGGACUACCAGCCCCUCACAUUCAGCCCCACUUCCCCCCUCACCUCCCUCCCCCAAACAUGCCCCCUAUGAUGAUGGGCCCCAGGGGCCCCAACCCUAUGUUUCCCCCCAGGGGGCGCCCUCCAGGUGGGUUCAGGAUUCCCAUGGGCCACCAGUCCAUGGAGGACUUUCCUCACGGACCCCCCAGACAUCCCCUCCAGCCUGGACCCCCCAGACAUCCCUUCCAGCCUGGACCCCCCAGACAUCCCUUCCAGCCCGGACCCCCCGGGGAAGAAGAAGGCAACUGGGAGGGCGGGAGACACUUCAGGGGCGAGAGGCCAGGGUUUGGGGGACGUGACGGGGACGGGGGGAGGUUUGGGGAGCGGGGGAGAGGGUUUCCUAGAGGAGGAGGAGGAGGAAAUGGUCGGCCCAUAGAUGGGCCUGAGGGGAGGUUUGGGGAGCGGGGGAGAGGGUUUCCUAGAGGAGGGGGAGGAGGGGGAAAUGGUCGGCCCAUAGAUGGGCCUGAGGGGAGGGACCGCUUCAUGAACCAACGGGAUAGAUUUGAAUGGUGAUGAGGCGGGGCCAGGAGGGUUCAGCCGUAGAGACUGGGGGGGGGGGAUCAUCCAGGGUCCUGUUCAGCAGGGAGAAAAUGUUUUGGAACAGAGUGAAACGGGAAUGAACUACCUGAACUUGUCCAGUAAAAACCCAAGAGUUUUUUUUGUUUUUGUUUUGCUGAACAUAACCCAGAUGUCUGACCUGGAGAACGACUUGGAGACUGGGCACAUGGAGUCACACGGAGUCACACGCAGACAUUGUAAUGUACAGCCUGUCCCUGACGAGUAUCUCCACCGUUCCAAAGACAUUAAGACUAACACAGAGAAAAGAAAAUGAAUGGGACAGUUUCCCAAAUGAUAGAAUAAGCCCAGUCCAUUUAAUAAAAAGCAUGUUCAAUGGAGGACCUCUGUUAGAACGACUUCUUAGUUCAGGACUAG